Molecule: messenger RNA, 1539 nt
Organism: Aspergillus affinis
Lineage: Eukaryota; Fungi; Ascomycota; Eurotiomycetes; Eurotiales; Aspergillaceae
Product: monooxygenase
Exons: 7
Coding region: 1-1539 (512 amino acids)
Molecular function (GO): FAD binding
Source: RefSeq, a predicted model, not a curated record
AUGUCGAUCGGAACUGAAACCACAGAAAGCAGCGCUGACCUAGUCAUCGUCGGGGGAGGCCCUACGGGACUGGCAAUUGCGGUCCUUGCUCGUUCAUUAGGACUCUCAAUUCGAAUCCUUGAUGCUAAAGAAGGUCCCCUGGAUCUGGGUCGCGCUGAUGCGCUGAAUGCGCGCACCCAGCAAUACCUUGAGGUCUCCAAGACACUAGACACGCUCCUACCACAAGGAAUCACUUGCAACACAAGCUCCACGUUUGAGGCCGGUGAAUUCACCUCCCGCCAAAGCCAUUGGUGGACGUCACUGAAACACACCUUCCGGCCCAACUUUCUCAUGAUCGGUCAACCGCGCGUGGAGGCCGCUCUUCUCGAACAACUCGAUACCCCCGUUGAUUACGGUCGCACCGUAUUAUCCGUCACCGAGUCCGCGACAGGUGUUUCAGUCACCACGAAUAAAGGAGAAACUUUCCGAGGGAAAUAUGUCGUUGCAGCAGAUGGAGCACGGUCGUUUGUGCGAACCGCACUAGACAUUCCGUUCACGGGCACAAAACCCGAGAUGAUCUGGGCGGUUCUCGAUACGUUUAUUGAGACCGACUUCCCUGUUUGUCCGGAGAUCAUCACUUUCCAGGUCAACGGGCAGUCGAGAGUGGCAUGGAUCCCUCGAGAGCGCGGCAUGUCCCGUUUCUACAUCCUUUUACAAGGAGAAGUCACCCAAGCCAAGGCCGAAGCAUCUGUCCGUGCACACAUGGCGCCUCACAAUGUCGAAUUCCUCAAGACGGAAUGGUUCAGCACAUUUGACAUCAAGGAACGUAUCGCCGAGACCUUUAUCUCCCAAUCCGGCAACGGUCGCAUUAUUCUGGCAGGCGACGCAGCACACGUGCAUGCGGUGAACGGCGGGCAAGGCCUCAAUACCGGUAUUGCAGACGCGUUCGCCUUGACUUGGCGGCUUGGACUAGCCGUCAAGGGCCUUUCAAGUCACGAGGUUCUCCGCAGUUAUGAUACCGAGCGGCGUGCCGUCGCGGCUGGGGUCAUCGAGGUAGCUUCGAAGCUAGUGCGGACGACUGUGAAGACGGCGUUGGAAUACGUGGAUGCGAUCGAAAGAAACGCAGGAUAUAUCACUGGCAUGGGUGUGUUCUAUCCUCCGGGAAUUUUGGUUCGCGAGUCAGAAUUCGGAGAAUUCAUCGCUGGUCAUCGCUGUCCGGAUUUGACUAUCAAUGCACUCUCAGACUCUCAAGAUAUCAGUGCAGGAGAAGAAAGGAGACUCUACACUCUCUUCCAGUAUGGGAAAUUCGUUGUUUUAUUCCUUGGAGACGAGGCUGGAUCGGCAUCGUCAGCGGUGGUGAAAAAGUAUCAAGAAGUCGCGGAUUUCUGGAAUGUUCGCGCAGACAAUCAGCGCAGUGAUAGUGGCAUCCCUGAGUAUCAAGCAAACUGGGUUGAGAACCAGUCUGGGGUUGUGGUGAUUCGCCCUGACUUAUACACGGGAUAUGCGGGAGAGAAGUGGGCGGAUUAUCUCGACGCGUUGUUGACGGCGGGAACCUCGUGA